ACCAGCUACCGUAAAAAUAGACAACGCGCACGACUCAAUCGUUAAAUGCUGUAUCACAGAUGACGUGACUUCGUAGUGAUGCCUGUUACGCGGCAUACUGCAGAGAACAAGAAACGCGCUCGGACUGGGUGCUUGGCGUGUCGUCAACGGCGAAGAAAGUGUGAUGAGCGCAAACCGCAGUGCGCAAGCUGUGUGACGCGGCAAGUUGAUUGUCGAUAUCCCGCAGACAGCCCAGAGCUGCCACCAAAAUCAUAUAAAAGCAUAACGUUUAUUGGAGACGUCCGCUCGGUUCGUCGCGACACAGAUGAUGCUCAACGUCAGGCGGCGGCUGUGUCGCGGCAGGUAACUGCAAGCUCGGCUUCAAGCACUAAUCAAGAAAUUCCCGAGCUACCUAUGAGACAAAUACAAAGGGAUCUAAAUAGCUGGGAUGGUUAUUUUGACACGGCUGGUCUGCCUCCGGACCGGCUUCACAUCACGCUGUUGAGAAGCUUUCAAUACAGAACUGCUCCAUGGAUAGAGGCCGGACAGGCGAACACGGCCUUCACUGUCAAUUUACUGCGUCUUGCGGGCGAGCAACCACUUUUGCAACAUUUAAUUUGCAAAAUAGCAGCAAACCAGUCGCACUCGAUGCUGAGUGCAAGCUCACAACGGGUGGCUUUAGACGCAAGUGACGGCGCGGAUGCGGAAAAUAUUGGUAAACUCGUAUCAGAACUCAGACUCGUUGGCGAGGCUCUAUACGGUAUUGCAAAGUUCUUCCAGUCGAGUCCUUUGGAAUGGCGGCAGCUGCCUUCUGAGUAUUUGAGCAUGGCGUCCAAAAGCCGAGCGUCUCUUGCAGCCCUCAGCGAGCCCGAUCGAUCACUUUGCAAGUUGCAAUCCCGAAUUGACGUAGCCGCUUCGAUCCUUACCGCAACGCAACCAAUUACUAGUGCAUCGAUCUAUCUAGCUACCGAGCUCGACAUGACUAACGCUGAAAUGUACACAACAAACGACUGGCCACUCUAUUGUUUAACCAACUGCCUACAUUUUAUUCACAGUCUUAGUAGUGAGCCAUUCCAGCUACCUACCCAGCGAGCAUCGACACAACACUUACCCUCGUCGGCUGACGCAGGAUACCAGUCAGACUGGGUAUCUAUAUGGACGAGCUGCCACCGUUGGUACAAUGAAAGGACCCCGGAGAUGCGACCCAUUAUGGAUGUGGGCACAAUGGAGGCACCAAGUGUCGACCCUAACCGCGAAGCAUCUUUCCCGGUACAGCUCUAUACUCACGUCGCAGCCCUCCAGGCCAACGCCAUCUAUCAUAUAGCCGCUAUAUUGCUACUAGAAAACAAACCGCGUUUGCUAAAUGUGCCAAGAUUGCUCAGUGGGCAUUUCGCGUCGAAGCAAUGGCACGCGCGCAUGAUCGCCGGCUUGGCCACAAGCAAUAGCUUUGCGGAGCAGUGGGAUCCGAUUCUUACUGCUUCACUUUUGUACAUCGCUAGAGGGCUUACGCAUCCGUCGCAAAGGGCAGCGGUAAUGGUUUGCUUUAGAAGCAUAACGGUCACUGUGGGAAUACGCCUUGAUGAUGAGUUGUCCGACUUGCAUGCGAUCUGGGCUUCAUAACACAAAGAAUGCACCCAUCCCCGACACUAUAUUACGCUACCUGUUAUACGCGAUUCAUUUUGAAAAUGGUCCAUUUAUGCCUGAUUUAUGUGAAACUUAACUUUCCUGCAUUUCUGUAUAGAACAGCGAGUUUGUCGAUUCUGCUCUGCGGUCAGAGCGGUGGAACUUUGGUUAAGACGUCCACUUCGAUGUUACUGACGCCAUGUUUAGAUGACUUUCCAGGGCCUGGAGAUGACGAGGUCAGUGAGGCUAGUAGUUGACCACUCAUCCAGUCCAACUGAGUGAGCUCCCAGUUGAUUCAGUCCAGUUGGCCUUUUUUUAGACUGGGUCGCUCAACUGGAUAAGCUUCAACUGGACUGGUUAGUAAUACAACUGACUCAGUUGAACUGGCAGUUAGACUGACUAAUUAUGUAAUUGGGAAACAAGUGACGGUCUCAGCGAUAGAAGCAUGAAAACGCCUAGAGAACACUAGUUGUAGUAUUGUUGGUUCAAGGGUAAAUAACACGUGUUAUUAAAAGGUAAAAGGUUGUGGUAGAAAAUCGUUUUUCUCUUCUGGUUCCAUGGUUGGAACUGCUCUAGUUAAAUACAGCGAAUACAUCCUGUAUUCACUUCCUUUUCCUGUGUUUUCCUUAGCCACUUCCAG
This is a messenger RNA of [Torrubiella] hemipterigena, 2242 nucleotides long. NCBI's taxonomy places the organism in Eukaryota, Fungi, Ascomycota, Sordariomycetes, Hypocreales, Clavicipitaceae. The record is from the annotation of a GenBank genome assembly.